UGACACCUAGGUGAAGAAAAACUGCGGGCUAGCUGUCACGGCGCGCGAAAGAUCAAAAUUUCUCUUCGAUGUGUGGAACAGGCGGGAGGAAGAGAAGCAGUCAGGCUAAACGCUUUGUAAAUGUGCUUUUCAUGUGUGAAAUAGCCCUUGUCACACAGACAUUUAGUUUUCGACGUGUGUUGUGUUGCUGCCGAGUUUCGACGAAGCGUUGUUGUCUCCGCUGGUUUCUUUUCCACGAGCGUAGCGUGAAGUGAGCAGCGGACAAAGAUGAGCCUGGUCCUCUCUCAACAGCAGGCGGAGGUGCUCCCAGCUGUCACCCAAACUGCAACCGAGAGUGAUUCAGACAGCGGGAUGGGCUCUCCAGCAGAGGAGAUGGUCACAGAGACAGCCAAAGAUAAAGAAGAGCUUCCAGAUUCUGAUGAUGAUGAUGAUGAUGAAGACAUCACAGUCCACAGAAAGCCUCACCGUAAUGCCAUUCGAGACAGUGACAGUGAGGAAGAGGAGACAGCUGCGGAGAACAGUGGCCACAUGGCCGAAGCACUGGUCUUAUCUGCUUCCAGUGGAGAAGAGAUGGAGGCAGAAGAGAAGGAUGAGAGAAAAGAGAAAGGGGCACAGAAGAGUAAAAGAAUAAGCCAUGCUUUUGACAGUGAAGACAGUGAGCCUGAGCAAGGGAAAUGCGGAGAAACCGAGAGGCAACAAGAGGAGCUAAAGAAGGAAACCAAAUCAACGAAGGAACGGAAGAAGAGUCAGAGGCAUCUGGAAAAAAAGGAGAAGCGCAUCAAAGUGGUGGAGAAACUGAAGAAGAAAGAGCGGUUCUCUGAAAUAGAUGAGAGCACGCCUCUCCCUCGGGCUCUGAAUGACAGUGGGUGUCUGCUGGGCGACACAGACCUGUUUGACACUGGUCUGGACGAUGAGGAGGAGUCUCUGGAGGCCAUCAGAGCUGCUGUCAAGCAAAAGAUGAAAAAACAUAAGGACCCCCUCCUGGAUGACGAAGAGGAGGAAGAUGAAGAGGUACCAGAGAAGCCCCAGCGUGUGGAGAGGAAAGCUGCACGUGCCAGCAAAGAGGCAAUGAAGCAGCUCCACAGUGAGUCUCAAAGGCUGAUCAGAGAGUCAACACUGGGCCUGCCCUACCACAUCCCUGAGCCGAAGACCAUCGACCAGUUCUUUAAGAAGAGAACCCGGCCAGAGGGUCCUGCCAUGGCAUUGUUAAAAUCUACAAAGUAUUCAGCCGUGAUGUUAGAGACACCCUCAGCACCUCCUCCACCUCCCAUCAACCCACCCAGUGAGCAUCUACAGCCAUCUGCAAAGCAAGACUCUUCUCCCUCUCUAGAUCUGUCGUCCACUCAGAUCCAGCCCAUACACCAACCAGCCGCCACCUCGUCCCCGCAGCGUGAGAGCCUCAACCAGGGCAAAGAAACAACUGCAAGCCCAGAUCCUAACCAGGAAUCUGGACCAGUGUUUUACCUCUCUGAGAGUCUGCAGGAGUCGGUCACAACAGAUCGAGGAGUGAGUCCAUUGGACUCUAGUGAACAAACCUCUCCUCCACCCAUAGAGCAAAGCCAGACUGGAGUAAUGUCUGACUGUGACGCCAUGCAAAAACAGCCUGUAUCUGUGGUGGAGCCUCUGGCUGCUCAGUGUGGGAGUGCCAAUGCUGCUGCAGCAGAGCCUUCAGCACAGCAACCCAAACCCAAGAGGGACAAACUGGCCAUACUGAAGAAGCUUGGACUGGACCCCCCACCUGUUGCUAAAUUGUGUCCAGAUGACGGUGCCUUUGUUCAGCUGGAGCCUCCACAGCUCAAUCGUGGUCUGGAGGCCCUGAAGGAACGUUACCUGCGGCACGUUAAGGCGCCCACACGCCCUCAAGGAGAGCGUACGAUGCAGCUUAACAUCAUCUGCAAAGGCAGCAACCCAUCGGGUCAAGAAGAGUUGCAAACAGAGUCCGUCGCUGUUACUGUUAAAGAGGGAGUAGAGGAUACUGUGGUAACCAAACCAGGAGAGAAGCUGCUGACUCUGAAGCAGCGCCUACAGAAUGCCAUGGCUCAAAAGAGACAGGAGGAGAGAGCACGCAAGGCUGAGCUAAAUCGCCUAGACAAUGAGGAAUGUGGAGAAGAUGAAGAGGAGGAGGAGGAAGAUAUGACAGAUGAGUCUGAGGAAGAAGAGGGUGUAGAUGACUUACUAGGAGGUGAAGAUGGUGAGGCGGAAGAGGAGGAAGGCAGUGUUGCCCCAAGUAUCAGAAGCCCUUCUCCUGUAGCACUGAGCGGACCCUCGCCAACUCCUGACCUAGUUAACACAGAUGGUACACUCAUGCUUUUCCCAGGCAACUCCUGCUCUCGUACCGGUGAUGGUAUAAGAAGGCCUGGUCCUCCUGGACAGGACAGCGGCAAUAAGAUGGAAGAGGACGACUCUCUGUCCCUCGUGAAGGACAACAGCCACAACAGCAGCUUUGAACUUGCAGGAUCUAUGAUAACCUCCUACCAGCCUGUCAGUCAUCAGCGCUCCGCAGGAAGAAGCAUCCCCAACUCCUCCAUUUUCCGCUCCCCUUCACCCUGCCUCUUCAGACACGGCUACCUCGGCUCUGCUUCUAAGAGUUCAGGCAAAGUCUCAGAGCCUUCUCUCUGCCUCCCCGUCGAGGACUCUCAAGACUUGUAUGCACCGUCAUCCCCAGGAGCAGAUUUGGGGGCCCUUGGUAGAGCAGCAUCUGGCCCUGGUCUGGGAGGAGACUCCCAAGGUCGCUUCUCCCUGGAGGACGACACCCAUUCCCAGUUACUAGAUGCAGACGGCUUCCUAAAUGUGGGGCCUCGCCCCGGUGCACCACGCUCCCACAAGAGACAGCUGAUCCUGGACAGCCUGGAUGAAAAUGCAAUGGAUGCCAACAUGGGGGAGCUGUUGGGGUUGUGUUCGGGUGUUUUUGGGACAGCAGAGGACGGCUCGAGUGGGACAAGAGGCCUGGGGGCAACACAGGAGGAUGAGCUGCUCGGGUUGUGUUCUGGAGCAUUUCCACCAACACAGGCAGGAGAAGAGCAGAUGGAUAGUGACAGGAGUAAGGAGAGAGGACAGGAUGAAGAAUCUGAUAAUACCAUGGAUCAGCUGCUGGGGCUGUGUUCAGGGAAAUUUCCUAGUCCAGGUUCUGCUCACACAGCUUCACCAGCACACAGUAAAAAGAAGCCAGAGGUAGAAGAACAACUGCAGCAGCAGCAGGAGGAGGAAGAGGAGGAGGUGGAAGACUGCGAGUUCCGGCUUCUGUCAGAUGUGGAAAGUCAUAGUGAACAGGAGGACAAUGAUGAGAAUGGAGAGGAUGAAGAUGGUGGUGAGGAAGAGGACCAUGAUGUAGAAGAGGAGGAGAUGCAGGGCAUGUUUGCACCACAUCGGGUCAAGAAAAAGAAGAAAAUGCGUAUGACUGACUAUGUGGACUCUGAGGCUGAGCUGUCAGGCAGUGACUUGGGCAGCGAUGAUGAGGAUGAAGGUGGACAGAGCGAAUAUGAAGAAGAGGAGCUUCUGGAAGAGCUUCCCUCUGAUGAAGAGCUGCAGGACCAGGUCAACAAGAUCCACAUGAAGCAGAUAAUGGAUGAUGACAAGCGCCGUCUGAGGUUCUACCAGGAGCGUUACCUCGCUGAUGGCGACCUGCACUCUGACGGCCCAGGACGAGCUCGCCGAUUCCGUUGGAAAAAUAUUGAUGAUGGUUUCGACAUGGACAGAAUGGGAGCAGAGGAAGAGGAGGAGGAAGAUGAUGGCGUGGAUCAGUCUGAGGUCCAGAGAAGGAAAGAGAGACUGGAGAGGGAACAGUGGCUCAGGGAACAGUCUGAACAGAACGCCAAGAAAGGCGAAGAUUUAGAUGCAGAUGAUGAGAAGAUUGGAGAGGAAGAUAGUCAUUUUAUGAAGCUGGCCAAGAAACUGACUGCCAAGACUCUGCAGAGAAAAGCAGAGCCUCCAGUGGCACCACACCCAGAAAAGAAGACCAUACCUGCUCUCAACCCCUUCCAGAGACCCGCGCAGCCCUUACAGGUGAGGAGAGGGUCACUACUGAGUCAGCCUCAGUCCGUCCUCCAGAAACUGGCUUCCAUCUCAGAGGGGAAUCCUCUGGCGCCCAGAAACAGCAGAGGCUUCCUGUUUCAAACUCUGUCUCCUGAGAAGGACAACUCGACCUCAGAUGCUCCCCAGAAACAGAUGAUGAAGAAGAGGGGGCCGGUGGGAGCAGUGAACCCAGCAGCGAAGAGGGUCUGCAGAGAGAACAAACCUGCUGGACAGACUAAAGGACCCCAGAGGAGCAUCUUCAACUUCCUGGGCCACUGAGGUCACUACACUACCUGAAUGACGAUCAUCAGUGGGCGGGGAAGGCAACCGAGCAACCACGUCCAGCUUUUCACCAGACAAUAAGAAUGAUGACGGUGCUGAACUGAGGCCAAGCUGGCUGGUAGAUGAAACACACACACAGCUGCUUUACGUUGCCUUAAAGUGGUAAACUAAAGAGCACCACUCAUAUUAGAUGUUUUUUUCCUUCUACUUCCACACUGUGUGUGUGUGUGUGUGAGUGUGAGUGUGAGUGUGUGAAAUCAGAAGCAUCCAUCUGUCUCAUCUUACUUGACUGACUGGACCGUCAGAAUUCCAUUUAAAAAUGUUUUAUCAUGUAAAUAGGAUUGAUUUAGUUUUUAAUAGUUGGGGAGUUUCUUAAAUGUAUUUGUUUUCCAUUGUAAAUAAA
Messenger RNA from Larimichthys crocea (large yellow croaker), 4696 nucleotides. It is a transcript of the gene clspn, whose product is annotated as claspin. Gene Ontology annotation, molecular function: anaphase-promoting complex binding. The transcript is spliced from 24 exons. The record is from RefSeq and is a predicted model, not a curated record. The coding region runs from base 268 to 4290 and encodes 1340 amino acids. NCBI's taxonomy places the organism in Eukaryota, Metazoa, Chordata, Actinopteri, Sciaenidae. Gene Ontology annotation, biological process: mitotic G2 DNA damage checkpoint signaling; mitotic DNA replication checkpoint signaling; activation of protein kinase activity.